AUGGCGAACCACGGCGCCGCGGCUCUUGUGAUGGUCGCGUCCCUCCUCGUGGCGGCCGCCCUCGCCGACGCGAGGCACACCGUCGUGCACGAUGGUUACCUGGUGGUGGAGGAUGUGAAGGCGCCGGCGGCGCUGGCCUGCAACAAGGUGCACGGGGUGCAGACCGCCGAGACGUGCUUCUCCGUGUCGCAGGGCGCCGGGCUGACUCAGGACCAGUUCCUCGCCUUCAACCCCAACAUCAACUGCGCGAAGCUCUUCGUCGGCCAGUGGGUCUGCCUCGAUGCUACCCUUGCUUAA
Oryza brachyantha (malo sina) is the source of this 297-nucleotide messenger RNA. RefSeq lists its product as uncharacterized. The coding region runs from base 1 to 297 and encodes 98 amino acids. The record is from RefSeq and is a predicted model, not a curated record. NCBI's taxonomy places the organism in Eukaryota, Viridiplantae, Streptophyta, Magnoliopsida, Poales, Poaceae. The transcript has 2 exons.